Messenger RNA from Girardinichthys multiradiatus, 2592 nucleotides. It is a transcript of the gene ythdc1, whose product is annotated as YTH domain containing 1. Lineage: Eukaryota; Metazoa; Chordata; Actinopteri; Cyprinodontiformes; Goodeidae. Gene Ontology annotation, biological process: mRNA splicing, via spliceosome; regulation of alternative mRNA splicing, via spliceosome. The record is from RefSeq and is a predicted model, not a curated record. Gene Ontology annotation, molecular function: N6-methyladenosine-containing RNA reader activity; mRNA binding. Gene Ontology annotation, cellular component: nucleoplasm.
AGGUUUUUUGCCCACCACCAGUACACCAGAAGAAGAAGAAGAAGAAGACGCAGUCCGCCAUUUGGCUCGUUCAGAUGGUUCUUCUGGUCAUUUUAUUGGUUUGUUACAGUUAAUUCCAGUUAAACCAUUUGGUCCCUUUGAGUUCUCUGUGAGCGAGACAGAAGGACGUCAGUGGGUGCUUCAUGGCGGCCGACCGGCGCGAAGACAAAGAUGGAGAACUCAACGUUCUGGAGGAUCUACUGACUGAAGCUCCAGAUCAGGAUGACGAGCUGUACAACCCCGAGACCGAGCGCGACAUCAGUGACAAGAAAGGAACAAAGAGGAAGAGCGAGCGCUCUAGCAGCCAGGAUCUUAAGAGGCUCCGCCCUUCUUCAGGCCACGCCCCCUCCAGAUCAUCAGCAUCCAGUAAGAGGGGACUAGGCUCAUCGUUGUCCUCUAAGAAGGUCUCUAGUCCUCGUAGCCGCCACACCACUGCCUAUCAUCAUGACUACUAUGAGGAGCGAAAGAGGCGGCGAGCAGUACGGGAGGGAGCCCGGGAAGGGCCCCGGGGUCGUGUGGCAGAGGAGGGACGGCGCAGAGAGUCCCAGAGGGGCCUGGAGGGUCUGAGUCGGAAGCUGCGGCGCGAUGAAAGGCGAGCGAGCCCCUCCCCGCACGGUGAAGACCAAUCAGAGGAGGAGGCUGAGUACAGCUCAGAGCCAGCGUCGGGCAGCUCCUCCACAGCUGCCUCCCAUGUGGAGGAAGAGGAGGAGGAAGACAAUCAGGAGGAAGAAGGAGAGGAGGGCAUGGAGGAGGAAGAGGAGGAGGAAGAGGAAGGAGAGAAGGAGGAGGAAGAGGAGGAGGAGGAAGAGGAAGAAUAUGAUGAGCGUCAUGGCGGUGACGGAAAUGACUAUGAUACCCGGAGCGAGGCAGGAGAUUCUCGCUCUGCCUCCUCGGUCAGUUUCUCUGAUGGCGAGUCGGCACACUCAGGCUCCGCCUCUGAGGCUUCAGGAUCAGAGAAGAAGCGAGAGAAGUUGUCCUCGUCUGUUCGGGCUGUUCGGAAAGGAAUGGAGAGUCCAACCAGUAAGCUGCGAUACAUUCUUCAAGAUGCCCGGUUCUUCCUCAUCAAGAGCAACAACCAUGAGAACGUUUCUCUGGCUAAAGCAAAGGGAGUCUGGUCCACGCUGCCGGUCAAUGAGAAGAAGCUGAAUGCUGCCUUUCAGUCGGCUCGAAGCGUCAUCCUCAUCUUCUCUGUGAGGGAGAGCGGAAAGUUUCAAGGUUUUGCUCGUUUGUCGUCGGAGUCUCAUCAUGGUGGUUCUCCGAUCCACUGGGUUCUUCCUGCCGGGAUGAACGCCAAAAUGCUCGGAGGAGUCUUCAAGAUUGAUUGGCUGUGCAGGAGGGAGCUUCCUUUCCUCAAGACGGCUCAUCUAUCCAACCCCUGGAACGACCACAAGCCCGUUAAAAUCGGACGAGACGGACAGGAGAUCCAACCAAAGGUCGGCGCUCAGCUCUGUGCCCUGUUCCCAUUGGACGAGAGCGUGGAUGUUCACCACGUGGCUCGUCGCAUUCGUCACAAGCAUCAGACCCCGUCAGAGCUACGGCCUCGAGGCCGACCGCCGCAGCGCGAACCGGGAAGGCGUCGACCAGAAGAGUAUGACCUGCAUGGCAGGAAGAGACCACGAGCUGAAGGUCCGCCGGACUUCAACCAGCGAGCAGGGUUCAUCCCGGAUCUACGGAGCCAGCCGGUGGACAGGAGAUUUUCCAAUGUCAGGCGAGACGUGUUCCUCAACGGGUCCUAUGACUACAUGAGGGACUACCACCACAACGUUGGGCCUCCAGCUCCCUGGCAGACUCUGGCGGCGUACCCUAAUGUGGAGCAGCAGCCCCCCCAUCACCCCCCCUACUACCACCACAGCCACCCCCCGCCCCCCCCUCACCAGGCCUUCCACCACCACCACCCCUCCCUGGCACCACAUGAGGCUCCGCCUCCUCGCUUUAGAGAUAAACAACGUGUGCCGCAGCAUCGCGCCUUUGCCUCCAGUCCGCACGACUACGACAUGCGGGUGGACGACUUCCUGCGGCGGACCCAGGCAGUGGUGAGCAGUAGGCGUGAGCGCGAGCGGCAGCGUGAGCGGGACCGCGGUGGGCCUCGGCGGGACCGUGAGCGAGAUCGAGCGAGGGACAGAGACAGGGAGAGAGAGAGGGACAAGGAGAGGGGCCGGUACCGCAGGUGAUCACAUGGUACUGAAGGCUUUAAUUUUGACAGUCUGCAGGGGCUGUGACUGUUUUCCUGUUCAAUUUGGAAUUAUGUAUGAAUAUCAAAGAAACUACAGGAUGACAUCGUCAGUGUUAACGUCCAUUUCCAAAAUAGUUUCUUUUGUCAAAACUUCUUAGAUUCUGUGUAAAAACUUUUUUAUGAUGUGACUUCAUUUCCCAGAAUAUCUCUGUGUCAGUACUGUAGGAUGGUGGUUGCCAACAUGAGGGACGGGGCGCUCUGAGAGGUCCCAUGAUUAGUGAAAAACGAUGUUUUUAUUGUGAAAGGUUGGCUGUUAUUCCUGUCGAAUCCUUCACAUUAAAGGUUUUUUUUUUAUGUUCCAAAUAAAAGUUUUCUUUGUU